GGCGUAGGGUACAAAGUGCGGCAAAAGAGAUGGGCUGCGAAAGGUGUGGACACGCUUCAUGGUCAAGAAUACGAAGGACCUGCCAGGACCCAUGAGGAGCUCAGUAGGAGGACAGAUAAGGAGCACGAAUGCUAUUGGCACGUCACCAAGCAUUCUGAUAUGCGAAUACAGGGCGGUUGACGAUGUUGAGACCGGAACGCAUUCGCGGUGGUCUCAAGUGGUCAUGGGCUAUCGCCAAUGCCGACGCAGACCUACUCACUCUCGAGAAGACGGCCGACUCUGGCAGAAAUCUUGCCAAAAUUCCCCGCUUGGAGAGGAUCUAUGGAGCAAAAGUCAUGAAGGCCAGAGAGAGUUUGGGCUUGUCACCCAAGCCUGAUGCUAAUGGUCCCCCAGGAUUGAGAGCUUCUGCAGCUGAAAUCUCCGCUGCUGUUGAGGCCGCUGCUGAGGCUGAAAGAGCUGCCAAGAUCGCUGCAGAACAAGCAGCUCAAGCAUCGCUGGCCGCAGAGGAUCCAGAAGAGCGGCGCGGGAACGAGGGAGAAGUCGAGGAAUUUGAAGAAAGCCCGGAAGAGUCCAAACAGGUUGAAGAGCCCAAAGAAGAGGCAAACCAGAAUAGCAUCAGGCACAAGAUCGAGCAAGAGGAGGAGCGACAAAAGAAGAAGAAGGGAUUCAAGUUCUGGUAAUCACCUCGGCAGCUUGUCAGAUGUGCACCUUGACCCUUCGCAAUGCAUCAAGUAGGGAUCAAAACCCGGCUCGGACCGAUUUGCGAUGAGCCAUCAUCAGCGUUGGCUCACUCGUCAAGAGCUUCAGGCAUUGCAAAGCUUCACAAGAGCUCGAAUUUGACUGCUCACAGGC
Messenger RNA from Ceraceosorus guamensis, 852 nucleotides. RefSeq lists its product as hypothetical. The coding region runs from base 183 to 680 and encodes 165 amino acids. NCBI's taxonomy places the organism in Eukaryota, Fungi, Basidiomycota, Exobasidiomycetes, Ceraceosorales, Ceraceosoraceae. The record is from RefSeq and is a predicted model, not a curated record. The transcript is spliced from 2 exons.